UUUUAUUUCAAUGUAUAAUGUUUAUAUAACAAGGAACCUUCUUGCGUACAAAACUACAUCGAAUACAAAAUAUGAACUCGAAGUGUUGAGCAAAACAUUACCUCAUCCUAAAUUUUUUUAUAUUUUCGCCGUUUGUUCUCCGAGUUUAUCCUGAAAAUCAAUGGAACAAAGUUAUAAUUUAAGAAGCCCUGCUGUGAAAAGGUUAAUGAGAGAGGCCAAAGAACUGAAAGACAAAACUGAACAGUUUUCUGCCCAUCCACUAGAAGACAAUUUGUUUGAAUGGCAUUUCACAAUCAGAGGGCCGGUAGACACAGAGUUUGAGAAUGGUUUGUAUCAUGGCCGGAUUGUACUUCCACCGGACUAUCCGAUGAAACCUCCGAGCAUUAUAUUACUCACUCCAAGUGGAAGAUUUGAAGUUAACAGGAAAAUCUGCCUUAGUAUCUCUGGCUACCACCCUGAAACAUGGCAGCCAUCUUGGUCAUUAAGAACAGCCCUACUUGGCAUCAUUGGGUUCAUGCCCUCUCACGGCAAUGGGGCCAUAGGUUCCCUCGACUACACCCCCGAUGAACGACGCAUUCUUGCCAAAAAAUCUCAAGAUUGGAAGUGCCCACAGUGCGGUCCAAUAUGCAAUCUCGUUCUGCCCGUCACGGAGCUGAGCAAGAAGUUGAAUGCGGAGGCCAAGGAACUGGGACUUCAAAUCAAAAUGCAGGGUGAGAAAACGAAGACUACUGAAAGUUCAGAGACGCCACCAACAACAGCAGCAACGACAAGAACGACGACGUCAGUGGCAGCACCGACAUCCACCAGUGCGACUGGCCCAUCACCGGCACAAAAUCUUCAAAUGCCACAUCAGCAGCAGUUCUUUACAGCAGCGGCAGCUCAACUGAAUCAACAUUCAACUUUUCCCAAUAUUCCCCUUGCUCCUUCUUUUGCCUUUCCAUACUUUGGCGGUGCACCUCCCGCUAAUUCUACGCCCUCCCAAUUUUCCCUGCUCCCACAUAUGCCCUCACAGUUUCCCACGUCUUUCCUCCCCCCUCCCCCUCUUCUUCCUCCUUUCUUCUGCCCUCCAUUUCCGCCCCCACCACCAUUGAUGACACACCAGACUCCAGGGACUAGCACCCAACAGAAUGUGUAUGGAAUGCCAUCUUAUCCUUUCUACAUGAACCCUAUGUUCAGUUCAUCUGACUACUACAGACAGUGGCCGUUUCCUAACACUGCUGCUACUACUGCAACAAUUACUGCUGCUACUGCUACUGCUGCUGAUGAUGCUUCAUCAGGUACAACAAUAACUGCAACGAUAUCUGCAGCUACCAGCGUUAUUUCUUCUACUGCAUGGAAUUACACUAGUUCCACGACUACUAGUGUUGCCGCUUCGGCAGCCAGGAUAUCUACUACAGCUUCUGCUGGUGGUGUUGUGGUUAGUAGUGCUGCUAACUUAGGCAACAGCAGUUCGGUGGUCACUACAACUGCAGCUGCUAAGAUGACCACAGCUAAGAUGACUUCUACAGAAGCCACAGCAACAACUGCAUCUGCUCCAGAACCGGUCACAAAAACAACAAAUGUGUCUCUUACAAACAGUAGCAGUAAAGCUGUUACCACUACUGCUGCUGCUAAUGCUGCUACUGCAACCACCACCUUGCAGUCAUCCAGCAAGUUGAAUGAGGAGAAUAAAUCGGCAUCAUCGUCAACUGCAUUCUCAUCCACGUCGUCAUCAUCAACAGCUGCAGCGACUACAUCAUCACCACCACCAUCUACAACCUCUGCAUCAACAGCUUCCGCAUCUGAAACUUCCAGCAGCUCAAACUUGAGACAACGUAAGCAAAGCCUAUCAACUUCCGCUGCUUCUACAUCACCAACCAAUGGUAGCACUCCGGCUGCUGCUGCCCGACCAAUAAGAACGCAGCAGCGUAGGUCUGCUAGGCUGCUGAGUGGACUAAUCAGAAUGUUUGCCGCUGGGUUGCUAGACUUUUUCAUCGUCAUCAUUGCGUUCGCCAUCUUCAGCUUGAUUGGUCUUCGGAUGCUUUGGAUGGUUUGAGUGAAUGUGAUGGUGGUGUUGUUGAUUGUGAUGGUGGUGACGAUGAUGAUGAUGAUUUUUCUAAUAUGAUGAUGAUGGUGAUGAUGAUGGUAAUAAUUAAAACUUUCAUGAUGAAAAUUGAUUGACUGAAAAUUUAACCUGGAUUGUAGAUUUACUUUUCGUUAAACUCAUUAACCGAUUAACCAACUAUUCAAUUAAUCUUUCAAUUAUAUAUAUUAAAUAACGUAAUUUGUAAUAAAAUUUAAUUUGUUAGUUUGUUCAUUAAUUAAUUAAUUAAUAUUUUGUUGACUUGAACGCUUCAUUCAAUUCUUUCAUGGACUCAGUUUUGGACUCAAUGCCAUCUUUCAUUCAAUUUAUUCAUUCAUUUGAGAAAGAACUUUGUCAUCAUUUCUUUCAUCUUUAUCUUCACUAACUAAUUAUAUUCAUAUAAUUAUUAGUUGUUAUAAUUAUUGCUAUUUAUAUUAUUAUUGAGUCUGUAAUAUUAAUAUGUAUUACAAUUUUCAUCCUUUAAUUUGCAUGCACUUUUGAAUAAAUGUUCUGCUCUAGUUU
Molecule: messenger RNA, 2584 nt
Organism: Helobdella robusta
Lineage: Eukaryota; Metazoa; Annelida; Clitellata; Rhynchobdellida; Glossiphoniidae
Exons: 7
Coding region: 161-2035 (624 amino acids)
Source: RefSeq, a predicted model, not a curated record